AUGGCAACUACUACACGAAGUAAACGUAAACAAAUGGAACAAAUGACCAAAGAAGCAGAAGAAAAUUUAAUACAGGAAGUAAUAGAAGUGAAUGAAAGUGACUUGGACUCUAAUACUGAAACUAGUCAUUUAGUAAUACAAGAAGAAAGUGAAAUUGAUCCUGAUUAUGAAGUUGAAGAUAGUCAUGUGUUAUUACAAGAUAUUACUACACUAUCUGUUGAUAUUUCUAAUAUAAAUAUUGAUGAUCUUGAAGCAGAAUUUUUAGAAAUUAGCAAACAGUCAAAACAGCCACCAAUUAAGACUACAAGACCAAAAACAAGUUGGGUAUAG
Messenger RNA from Rhizophagus irregularis DAOM 181602=DAOM 197198, 330 nucleotides. RefSeq lists its product as uncharacterized. The record is from RefSeq and is a predicted model, not a curated record. Lineage: Eukaryota; Fungi; Glomeromycota; Glomeromycetes; Glomerales; Glomeraceae.